Messenger RNA from Phialemonium atrogriseum, 2427 nucleotides. RefSeq lists its product as uncharacterized. The transcript is spliced from 3 exons. Gene Ontology annotation, biological process: DNA-templated transcription; regulation of transcription by RNA polymerase II. Gene Ontology annotation, cellular component: chromatin. Gene Ontology annotation, molecular function: RNA polymerase II cis-regulatory region sequence-specific DNA binding; zinc ion binding; DNA-binding transcription factor activity, RNA polymerase II-specific. Lineage: Eukaryota; Fungi; Ascomycota; Sordariomycetes; Cephalothecales; Cephalothecaceae. Bases 1 to 2418 code for a protein of 805 amino acids. The record is from RefSeq and is a predicted model, not a curated record.
AUGCGACAAGAAUACGAAUGGAGUCAAAUCGAGAAGCACUCCAGGCCCGAUGACCUCUAUCUUGUCAUCAACGGCAAGGUGUACGAUGUCACAACGUUCCAACAUGCACAUCCUGAUGGGUUCAUGCUGAGACAGGCAAGAGGGGGAGAGGACUUUCUUCUCGACCAGGGCGGCAAAGACGUCACCGAGCUAUUCAACGAUGCUGGCCAUAGCGACGAAGCAAGGGCAAUCCUAACGACGCUGCAGAUUGGAGUUGUCAAGGCCGAGGAAAACCAUGUGCAACAAACCUGGCCAACGUCCGGGUCAGUGUCGCCCCAAUCAGCGACGUUUUCGGGGGCGGCGGAACAGUUCUCGGAGACUACGUUGACGCCAACCGGUGAGCAGCCGCCGACGUCUGGGGCGUCUGGGGCGUCUGGGGUGUCUGGGGUGUCUGAGGUGUUAAUGCCCGACGCUGGCCCGGACGUCCCUGACGGCUUUGCCCUGCAAAGUGUCGACUUCGCCCUGGAGAGCUUCCAGGACGACUUCACUUCGUUUAUGGACAGUGUCCCGCUCCCGAAUCACAUAUUCUCGCCCACGCAUCAACCGCUGCCGGCCUUCUUCCCCGAUCUCGGCUUGCCCUGGGCCGUUAGCUACCCGGAAGCGGACCCGGGGUGGCCCAGUGAGCUUCGGAUGCAAGCACCUAAUACUGCGGAGGAGUCAGCUUCCGCGCUCUCUACAUACGGCUCACGCCUUCCGUCUCUGCAGCCGGAAAAUACACCCCCGGACCCGCAGAAUUCUUCUCGGGGUGCAGGCCGUGGGACCCAAGACCACCUUGUCGUCUCGGCCCAAGACCGGGACCGCCUCAUCCACGAACUCUCGUGUUUCUCCAGCUGCGUCCCGGAUGGCUUUGUCUUACCGUCCAAGCACGCGCUGUCGCGCUUCGUCGCUGCAUACUUCAAUGCCUUUCACGAGCAUUACCCUUUUCUGCAUGUGCCUACGCUGCGGAUGGGCUCGAUCAGUGUCGAGUUGUUCAUAGCCGUGGCUGCUGUCGGCGCACGCUACUCCCGCGAGCCAGAGGUGGGAGUCGAAUUAUUCCAUCUAGCCAAGGCUAUCGUCCUGGAACGUAUACGCCGUCGGCGAGCUGCAAGCUCCACCGACACCAACGCCGAAAUCGCAGUAGUGGGAGAAGACGGGGUAGGGAACUGGUCCAAAGGUCGGUGCGCUACCGUCGAGAUUCUGCAGACGCUACUGCUUCUGAUAGCCAUCGCGACGUGGUUCAAGCGACAGCCUGGCGUGUACGAAGCCCUCUCCAUCCGCAGCGUCCUCGACUCGCUGGUGCGUGAGGAUGACCUUGAGCGCGGGCGUGAACCCCGACCGGAUAGCUGGCGGGACUGGAUCAAGUACGAGUCGCUCAAGCGCAUCAAAUUGGUUGUCUUCUGCUUUUUUAACAUCCAUUCCAUCGUCUUUGACAUCCUGGCGAUGAUGCUCUCGAGCGAGCUCCAUCUCGACCUUCCCAGUUCUGAAAACGAAUGGAAAGCCGCCAACGAGAUGCUCUGGAGAGAAUCGUGCGACGUGUCCAGCCCGCCGCAGGAUUUUCAGGCUGCCUCGGAGCAGCUCUUCGCCCCCGCAGACACGCCGUCUCGCCCCAAUGCCUCUUCCGGAUUCUCUUCUCUAGGCGGAUACACCUUGAUCCAUGCCGUCAUCCAGCGCAUCUGGCUAGUGCGAAAUGCCGGGCUCACGUGCCAGCGGGGCCAGCAGCUCUCGCCAGAGAUGAUGAAAUCGUUUGAGCAGGCGCUCAAGGCCUGGUCGUCGAGCUGGGAGUGCAACCGCGAGUCCUCAAUGGACCCGCUUAGCCCCCACGGACCGCUAUCGUUCACCUCCACCGCCCUUCUGCGGAUGGCAUAUAUCCGGAUCAACAUGGAUUUGGGGCCGAUCCGCUCGCUGGGAACCUGGGAUCCGGGCUUGAUUGCUAAAUCGCUGGACGGGAGCCCCCCUGCCCAGCGAAGCUACAGGCUUACGCGCGCCGCGCUCCACUGCGCCCACGCGCUCAGCAUCCCCGUGAAGCUUGGGAUCAACUUUGUAGCCCAGACGCAGGUGGUGUACUGGUCCAACCAGCACGCCCUCUGCUCGUUGGAAUGUGCGGUGCUACUGGCCAAGUGGCUGGAAGCAGUCACUGUGCCAAGUCCGAGUCCUCCCUUGAACGCGACCGAAGAGCGGGUGCUUAACUUUGUGGCACAGCUGGUUGCGGAAACCAACUUCAGACGUGGACCCGACAAGAUAAUGCGGGAGAAAGCACUCCUAUCCUCGGAAGUGGUCCGACUUUGGGCCACGCUGUACAAGUCGGAGAGUGUGUGGGAGAUGGUGGAUCUGAUAGGUCUAUCAUUGAAUGCUUUUGCAGACCUGCUAGAAGAUCGCCAUAGGAAUCCACAACGGUCCUGAAAGACUAUG